AUGAGGCCCGAUCGGUUGGCCGAUGCUGUGAUCGAAUCUCAUUCUGCUGGUGUUUUUGCCCAGUACACUUUGCGCUGUUAUUCCAGUCACUUCAGUCUUCAUCCAAUGGAGGCAGAUGCGCCUCACUUGGCCCAUCCUCAGAUUAGAUAUACUAUCAUUAAAACUGCUCGCAAAAUUAUUGUGGCUGACAUUCCUAUACUUCUUCUUCGCUGCCGAUGGGAGAAUGUGACAUUCUUUCAUAUAAUCAUGCAAUUCGAGUUGUCCUGCGAGUUGUCCAAUUUCCAGCGAAUCAUAGAGACGCAGGCCCGACAAGUGAGCAUGAUGGAUAAUGAUAUUCUGCAAUUCACAAUGAUGGGUCGUUAA
Protopolystoma xenopodis is the source of this 363-nucleotide messenger RNA. Lineage: Eukaryota; Metazoa; Platyhelminthes; Monogenea; Polystomatidea; Polystomatidae. The record is from the annotation of a GenBank genome assembly.